Molecule: messenger RNA, 753 nt
Organism: Emericellopsis cladophorae
Lineage: Eukaryota; Fungi; Ascomycota; Sordariomycetes; Hypocreales; Bionectriaceae
Exons: 2
Coding region: 1-753 (250 amino acids)
Source: RefSeq, a predicted model, not a curated record
AUGCUCUGCAAAACAUUCUGCAUCCUUGCGACGGCGGCCCUUGCCGUCGCCACACCCGUCAAACGCCAAAGUGGCCCUUCAUGCGGCGCCAGCCGUCCACGCCCGACACUCCCCGUCAACGGGGGUGAACAUGAACUCGAGAGCCCCGGAAAGAACCUCAAGGUCAAGCACAUUGCCCUCGGUUUCGGCAUCCAAAACUACACAUGCAAUGAAGACCUCACCUCAAAGGCCACCGGCGCGCUCGCCAUGCUCUACGACGUCACACCUCUGUACCCGGGCCAGUCCGACAAGUCGCUCACCAUCGACGCCUUUGACGCCCUCCCCUCCAACACCCUCUACUCGCAGGACAUCCCUCUCAACUUUGCCCAGCCAGACGCCACCAUCGCGGGCGUCGACCAGGAGGGCUCGCCGUUCCCCGGGACUAACGACCUGGUCGUCGACGGGCUGAGCAUCCCCUUCUCCGGCCACCACCUCUUCAACGCUGACGGCGUCCCUUACUUUGAGAUUGGGGAUGGGGAGAUCGACUUCUUCGCCUACAAGAUUGACAACAUCAAGGCGCCCGCCGCCGCGGACGACGGGGUCGAGGGCACUGGGACUGUCGACUGGCUGUACCUCGGUGCCGUCGACGGCAGUUUGGGCGCGACACUCGCGUAUAGGGUCCGCACCGUCGGAGGUGUUGCGCACAAGUGCACUGGUGCCGAGGAGGGGGAGAUCAGCACGGGAUACACUGCGCAGUACUGGUUCUUUGGGUGA